Messenger RNA from Colletotrichum truncatum, 2295 nucleotides. Its product is annotated as fungal specific transcription factor domain-containing protein. Gene Ontology annotation, biological process: positive regulation of transcription by RNA polymerase II; DNA-templated transcription. Lineage: Eukaryota; Fungi; Ascomycota; Sordariomycetes; Glomerellales; Glomerellaceae. Gene Ontology annotation, molecular function: sequence-specific DNA binding; DNA-binding transcription factor activity, RNA polymerase II-specific; zinc ion binding. The record is from RefSeq and is a predicted model, not a curated record.
AUGUUCGGAUAUCAGACUUCCGCCUCAAGGACGGGAUCUCAUCCUGAGAGCCCGGUGAGCCCACAUACGAUCCCGCCUGUUGGGCCACCUCCACCACCCCGCAAAGCGCGGGUAUCUCUGGCUUGCAAGCGCUGCAAGCGGAGGAAGCAACGUUGUGAUGGCGAACACCCAGGCUGCAAAUCUUGCGAAAAGGCUAAUGUGGUCUGUGUCUAUGAAAGACCAGUUAGACCGCAGUACCCUGGUGGCAAGUCGUUAUACAUCAGUGCCUUGGAAGAGCGUAUAGCCUUCCUCGAAGCGCAAAUGCCAGAUUAUGCUGAGGACCACUUUCUAAAAACAGGUUCAAGCGUCGUGCCAGAGCAGCAGGGCUUUCGACGUCGCGAAUCUCAAGAAUCAUAUUCUGAAGAUGAGCCUUCUUCGCUGGUCAACGGGGUGGCAUACUUGUCGCUCUGCGCUUCCGGCACAACAGACACUGCGCCGGAGCCUUUCUAUCUUGGCUCCAGUUCUGGGGCGACAAUAGCACGUAUGCUUCAAAGUUCCAUCUUUCACAAAGAUGGUAGUAGAGCCACUAGUGAUGCCAUGCCCUUUCCGCAGCCACGUCUUUUGCGGCCACCCUCGAACCCACCUUCGUCUUCAAGUUUGGAUGAUUUCACCUCAGAACUUCCUUGUCUAUCACAGGCGAAGAUACUUUUCAAUGUUUUCUUCGACCGCCUGCAUACUCGUUGGCCCAUAUUAGACCGCAAGUUGUAUGCCGUUCUGUUUGAAAAGCAGCAUAACCAAGAGGCUCUGUCGGUGCAUGAACGAAGCAUUAUGCAUUUAAUCUACGCAAUUUCCGCAAGAUUCCUACAACUAAUGAAAAAGCCAUGCGAAGUAAAUCCCGAGGGACAUCUUCUUGCAGCGAUUGAGCACAUGGACUUCGUUUUGGAGCAGCACAAUCUGGCCACGGUUCAAUUCCUCAUAUUACUUGCAGUCCAUGGGCAGCGGAGUCCAUUCGGAGCAGGUUGCUGGUCACAAGUUCGAUAUGCCAUGACCCUUUGCAUAGAACUUGGCCUGCAUAGAAAGCAUGCAAGCAUGAUAUCGACUCAGAGCCCACGUGAGAAUGAGAUUCGAAAGAGAGUGUUUUGGGCCUGUUACUGUUUGGAUAGAAUGACCAGUGUGGUGCUUGGACGCCCGUUUGCGAUUGAUGACAGAGAUAUUGACGUUGAGCUUUCGAGCGACAGCGACAUCUUUUGGGAUCUGACUGCACUUGGAAACCCCCCGAUGCCUCCAAUGGUGGCUUGGUCAAAUAUGAAACCCUUCAUCCAUAUUAUCAAGUUGUGCAAGAUCAAGUCAAGAAUCCAUAAAUACGCUUACCGCGUCGAUAAGGAGGUGUUUACUGGGCCUGCAGAAGUAAGGGUCAAGAUUGACUCAAAAAUGGCUAUCAUUCGGGCAGAAUUAGAUGAAUGGGCGAAAACGAUUCCUCACCCGCCAAAAGACGCCACAUCGAUCACUUGGAUGUACGAUCCGGAAAGCGCUUACCACGACUCCAGAGAUUUCUUUCACUUGCAAUACCACAAAUCAGUGCUCUCGCUCUUUACCGUUCUCCUCCCGACUUUGAAUACCAGAGACUCUAGAUUUCUCACUUGCAUGCAAUCAGCAGCUUGCAUUUGUACGGCAUACAAACGUCUCAACCAGCAAAAGACGCUGAGUUAUACCAUGAUGGCAUUACACUCGUGUUUUAUAGCUGGCCUGACGCUGGUGUAUUGUCUUUGGCGAGACAAAUCCGUGUUCUCCUAUGACGCACUGGAAGCUACUCGUGCCUGCUCCCAAUCUCUCACCAUAUUUGGUGAAAAAUGGCCAGGUGCCGUCAAAUACCGCGACGUGUUCGAUGCCCUCUCAGACAGCCUAUUCAAGACCAUAGUUAACCCGUCUAUGGCUUCAUUUACUACUCUAGACCCGCUGGGGGCGGGCUCUGAAACCCAGCCACCUGCAACUGCUGCCAUAGCUUUACAAAGUGGCGCGGCAGAGAAACCGACCAUCAGUAACACCAUUUCAGAUGCUGUCAAGGAGGCCUUCAUGGAGGUCGAUGAAGAAGCACCGGGAGGCUGGCAGGGAUGGAGGAUGUUCAAUGAGAUGGUGCAAAACGACUUUACCGUUAAGGAAAUAGAGUCCACAGAGUUCGGUGAACAAACUACCAACUGGCAUGACUCAGAACUUUUGCAAGAUGAGUCGCAACAGAGCCAAGGAAGCACACAGAUGCAUAUUGGAGUCACGACAGAUCCAGACUGGGAUUUUGGAGCAUUGGAGGGGCUGCAAUAA